AUGAAGAUCGUGCUUCAAAAAGUCAGUCGUGCUUCUGUAACAGUCGAUUCCCAAAUCGUAUCUGCCAUAAAUACGGGCUUCAUGCUACUCGUUGGUAUAUCUGUUGACGACACCGAAAAAGAUAUUGAGAAGCUUUCCAGGAAAGUGGUCUCUAUGCGAGCUUUCGAUGACAACGAAGGGUACGGCUGGAAAAAAAACAUUCGAGAAGUGCAAGGCCAGAUCCUCUCAAUCUCACAGUUUACGCUUUUAGGACAGACCAAAAAGGGAACCAAGCCUGAUUUCCAUCAAGCUCAGAAAGGGCACUUGGCCAAGGAACUCUACGACAAAUUUUUAGAGAAUCUACGCCACGAACUGGGCCAUGAAAACGUGAAGGACGGCGUUUUCGGUGCCAUGAUGAGCUGUGAGCUGGUCAAUGAGGGACCGGUGACGCUAAUUCUAGACACGAAGGACUAG
Molecule: messenger RNA, 453 nt
Organism: Lachancea sp. 'fantastica'
Lineage: Eukaryota; Fungi; Ascomycota; Saccharomycetes; Saccharomycetales; Saccharomycetaceae
Source: the annotation of a GenBank genome assembly